Centropristis striata (black sea bass) is the source of this 9315-nucleotide messenger RNA. RefSeq names its product low-density lipoprotein receptor-related protein 2 (gene lrp13b). Bases 69 to 9242 code for a protein of 3057 amino acids. The record is from RefSeq and is a predicted model, not a curated record. Gene Ontology annotation, molecular function: calcium ion binding; protein binding. The transcript is spliced from 47 exons. Lineage: Eukaryota; Metazoa; Chordata; Actinopteri; Perciformes; Serranidae.
CAGCUGAGCUCAUUAAAGCUCUUCCUCUCAGGUGACGCUGUUUCUCAGGAGGAGCCGCGCGGGCCGAUAUGGACUUACGCCAGUUAAUUUGUUUAAUUUUUCUGGCGAGUCGGAGAAUUUCCCGAGGUCAGAUUUUAGGAUGCCAGAAAGACCAGUGGCAGUGUGAUGAUGGACACUGUAUCCCUGACGUUUGGAGAUGUGACGGAGAAGGAGACUGUCUGGAUGGAUCUGAUGAAAUGGAUUGCACUGCACGUCCAGGCUCUCCUGAAUGUCCUGCCGGCCAGUUUCCUUGUGGUGACUCUGUCGGCUGCGUUGCUGCGUCGGCCCGCUGUGAUGGACAAAACCAGUGUCCCACCGGCUCUGAUGAGGAGAACUGUCCGUCCACAGAGAGCUGUUUGGACUCUGAUUGGACCUGUCGAAACCAAAUCUGUAUCCCCAAAGAGCUGCGCUGCAACGGGCUUAAUGACUGCCUGGACAACUCUGAUGAAGAGGACUGUGGUCUGUGUGGUGAGGAGGGCCUACGGUGUCCUGAGGGGACGUGUCUGAGUGCUGACAUGAGGUGUGAUGGGACCACUCACUGCUCAGAUGGCAGUGAUGAGCCUUUAACCUGCGGUCGUAUUUGCUCUAUAGACAACGGUGGCUGCAGCCUAACGUGUGUUGAUGAACCCUGGGGAACUCUGUGUUCCUGUCCUGUUGGAUAUAAGCUCUCUCCCAAUGGAGUAGUCUGUGAAGAUGUGGAUGAAUGUGUCCUUCCCUCUGCCUCCUGUAUGCAUCAUUGCACUAACACUGUUGGAUCCUACUAUUGCCACUGCAGAGACGGCUUCAAACUGAGUGGAGGCUCCACAUGUCUAGCUACAGGUAAUGCUACCAGAUUACUAACCAUGCAGAGGAGCUCUAUCGGGCUGUUGGAUGUGAAGUCUCAACAGUUUGAAGUUGUCCAGACUCCAGUGUCCGACCCAGUGGCCUUGACCUUUGACAUUGCAAGAGGCUCGUACUUCUGGGCUGACAAGCAAGGCAAUGUUUACAAAAGUGAUGGACAGAACAGCUGGACAAUCUAUAUUGGGGAAGCUGGAAUCAAGGGUCUAGCCUGUGAUUGGCUGAAUGGAAACCUGUUCUGGACCAAUCAGAGGACAGAGUCAAUUUACAUGCAGGCAGCAGAGGGGAACAGUUACACCACUCUGCUCAGCAAAAACAUCAGUCCAUCAGAGUUGGUGCUUCUACCUGUAGAGAGCAUGAUGUUCUGGAUGAAUACGGGCCACGGCAUCAGAGUGACAAUAGAGAAGUCGUGGAUGGACGGGUCGGGGAGAAACACUCUGUCUGUGCUCACUGCUCAGGCAGCCCACAGCCUCAAUGCUGACGUGGCAGCCAGGAGGCUCUACUGGAUCAGUGACUUCAAGAAGUCCAUAGAGACAGUGAGGGUGGAUGGGACUGGCCGUUACUCCUUCACAGGGCUGUUCAACAGGAGACCGGCUCUCAGCCUGGCUGUGUUUGAGAGUUCCUUCUACUGGGUGGAUGACAGAGGGCUGUGGCAGGUUCCCCAGAGCCAACCAAACCAGAAGAAAUUCAUCUGGAAAGCCACACUGCCAACAUUAGCCGUUUACCACGAGCUACAGCAGCCUCAAGGUUCCUCUGCAUGUGUGAAGACUCCAUGUCAGCUCUGCCAGCUGACUAAAAGCAACCCUGUCGGAUUCACCUGCGCUUGUCCCAUCUCCAAAGUGCUGAUGCUUGACGGGUCAUGUGAAUAUCCGAGGUUUAUAUAUGCCACCAUCACCAACAUAAACCUGCUGGAGUUUAGAGGCACAGAGGCAAUUAAAACCCAGCUGUUUACCACUGGCGAUGGCAUCUUGUCAUUUGACCUGGACUGGUACAGAGACUGGCUGUACUGGGCCAAUCAAACUGGGCAUAUCCAACGCACCAGUCUAACCCAGGUCAAGACUGAGCUGGUCCCAACACCUUUGCCAGUGUGUCUGAUAAAAGUAGACUCGAGGAGAGGAAACAUUUAUUGGGUAUCAUGCGACCAAAAGAGCAUCGGCACCACCACCGCCGACAGUCGCUACCCACAGCAGCUCUACCACACAACAAAGGAGAUCCGAGACCUGUAUCUGGACUGGCUGAGGGGAGGCAUCGUCUGGCUGGAGGAAGACCGAGUCCUCAGCAUGAGCAUGAUGGGAGGCAAAGCCAAAGAGCUGCUGCAGUUAGCAGGAGGUGUCAGAGGAAACAUCGCCUUCGACCCGCGGGCCAACAGUCUGCUCUGGAACUCAGAAAGGACAGGUUUGACAACAAUGAGUUUGCUGCGAGAAAGAAGCCAUCAAGCUGGCAGAAGAUGGAUCAUUUCAGGCUCGGUCAUAGCUGCCUUUGAGCCCUUCCUGUUGUCCCUCUCUGAUGAUGUCAUGACUCUGUGGGACCGGCGUGAUGGGAGCUCGCUCCAGAACACGACUGUGACGGGUCAUGUGCUCGGUGUAAUGGCUGCACUCAGGGAAAUCCAACCAGUGCCCGAUACUCCAGUCUGCAUUGAACCCUUUCUGCUGUGCCGCCACACAUCAACCUGUCUCCCACAAGCCCAGCUGUGUGACGGCAAAAAGGACUGCCCUGAUGGAGAUGAUGAGGAUUUUUGUAUCACCACAUGUCCAUCUCAAGAGGAUUUCCGGUGUGAGGACCGUAGGAGUUGCAUCUCCAGGAAUCUAAUUUGUGAUGGUCGUUCUCAUUGUCGUGAUGGUUCAGAUGAGGUCAACUGUCCAACUGUAGCUUCCCCUGCAGCUCGGACAAACACCCUGAAGUGUCGCACCGGCUCAAAGCCAUGUAGAGACGGCACAGAGUGUGUUUUAUACAGCCACGUGUGUGAUGGGGAAAAGGACUGUCGUGAUGGAUCAGAUGAGGCCGACUGUCCAAGUGUAACUUCACCGGCAGUUCAAUCGAACGUUCUGAACUGUCGCUCAGGCUCAAAGCCCUGCCAAGACAGCACAGAGUGUGUUUUCUACAGCCAGGUGUGUGAUGGGGAAAAGGACUGUCGGGAUGGUUCAGAUGAGGUCAAUUGUCCAACCGUAGCUUCCCCUGCAGCUCGGACAAACACCCUGAAGUGUCGGUUGGGUUCAAAGCCAUGUAAAGACGGCGCUGAGUGUGUUUUAUACAGCCACGUGUGUGACGGGGAAAAGGACUGUCGGGAUGGAUCAGAUGAAGAGGGCUGUGAUGCAAAAGAACAGACGAUGAUGACCGCAAAACCAAAUACUAAUCCAUCAAAAGAAAUUCCACCAACAACCGAACUUCCUGCUUCCACUCUGCCGCCAUGCAACAGCCCCUCUGUCCUCUGUCCCCAUUCUGCUGCCUACAUCUGCAUCUCUCCGAACCAGUUUUGCAACGGGCGUAAAGACUGCCCUGAUGGCUUUGAUGAAGUAAACUGUGUGAAAAGAUGCCCCUCUAGAACCGACUUCCGCUGCAAGGAUCGUAGGAGCUGCGUCUCAAAGAAUCUGGUUUGUGACGGUCGAUCUCAUUGCCACGAUGGCUCCGAUGAAGUCGGCUGUGCAGGUAUAACUUCUUCUGCAGCUCAAGCGAACGUCCUCAAGUGUCGCCUGGGCUCCAGAUUGUGUCGAGAUGGGACAGAAUGUGUCCUCUUUAGUCACAUUUGUGACGGAGAGAGAGACUGCCGGGACGGAUCAGAUGAAGAAGAAUGUGAUGCUACAGACAGUGCCACCACCAUUCUAGCACAAAAUCUCCCCUUAAAUGAAUCUCCUGCACCUGUCGAGUCGUUUACUCAGCCUCCCACUGAGCCGCCCUGCACCAGUCCUUCAUUCCAGUGUCCAGGUUCUUCUUUAUGCCUCAACCCAAAACUGAUAUGUGAUGGAAAGAAAGACUGCCCCGAUGGAUCAGAUGAGAACUGUGUAAAAAGAUGCCCUUCCAGGAUUGACUUCCGCUGCAAUGACCGUCGAAGCUGCGUCUCAAGGAAUCUGGUUUGUGACGGUCGCUCUCAUUGCCACGAUGGUUCAGAUGAGGUCGGCUGUGCAGGUUUAACUUCUCCAGCAGCUCGAGCAAACGUCCUGAAGUGUCGCCUGGGCUCCAGACUGUGUCGAGAUGGGACAGAAUGUGUCCUCUUUAGUCACGUUUGUGAUGGAGAGAGAGACUGCCGGGACGGAUCAGAUGAAGACGGAUGUGAUGCUGCAGAGAUCGCCCCUACCACUGCAACAGAAAACGUCCGUUCAAAUGAAUCUCCUGCAGCUGUCACACUGUCAACUCAACUUCCCACUGAGCCGCCCUGCACCAGUCCUUCAUUCCAGUGUCCGGGGUCUUCUUUAUGCAUCAACCCAAAACUGAUAUGUGACGGAAAUAAAGACUGCCCUGAUGGAUCUGAUGAGAACUGUGUAAAAAGAUGCCCUUCCAUGACUGAUUUCCGCUGCAAGGACCGUCGAAGCUGCGUCUCAAGGAAUCUGGUUUGUGACGGUCGCUCUCAUUGCCACGAUGGAUCCGAUGAAGUCGGCUGUGCAGGUCUAACUUCUCCAGCAGCUCGAGCAAACAUCCUGAAGUGUCGCCUGGGCUCCAGAUUGUGUCGAGAUGGGACAGAAUGUGUCCUCUUCAGCCACGUUUGUGAUGGAGAGAGAGACUGCCGGGACGGAUCAGAUGAAGAGGAAUGUGAUGCUGUUACUACCGCUGAGCCAUUCACUCAGCCUCCCACCGAGCCGCCCUGCACCAGUCCUUCAUUCCAGUGUCCAGGUUCUUCUUUAUGCCUCAACCCGAAACUGAUAUGUGAUGGAAAGAAAGACUGCCCUGAUGGAUCUGAUGAGAAGUGCGUAAAAAGGUGCCCUUACAGGAGGGACUUCCUUUGUAAAGACCGGCGAAGCUGUGUCUCAAAGAAUCUGGUCUGUGACGGUCGCUCUCAUUGCCAUGAUGGCUCUGAUGAGCUGGAUUGUCCGAGUGCAACUUCAUCUGUCGCUCGAGCAAACGUCCUGAAGUGCCGAAUGGGUUCAAAACCAUGCAAUGAUGGAACAGAGUGUGUUUUAUACAGCCACGUAUGUGACGGAGAGAAGGACUGUAUGGAUGGGUCUGAUGAACAAGGAUGCCAAGAAACCUGCAAACAAGUUGAGUUUCAGUGCUCCCAUGGGAAGAUGUGUAUCCCUGAAGCUGAGGUUUGUGAUGGCAAGUCACAGUGUCGGGACCAGUCUGAUGAACUGGACUGCUGGAAGAAAACUAAAAGUUGCGAGCAUCGCUGCACUGACGGCAAGCGCUGCAUCCCAAAGAAAUUCCUGUGUGAUGGAGAGAAAGACUGCCUGGAUGGUUCUGAUGAGGUGGGCUGCGACCCUGUUAAUGCUGCAUCGACAGAGACUCCCAUUGUUGAAACUCCUGCAUCAACUUGCUUCACCCCUUCAAUGCUCUGUCCAGAUUCAGCACUGUGUAUCUCUCAAAACCAGCAGUGUGAUGGACAAAGAGACUGCCCUGAUGGAUCUGAUGAAAAUAACUGCAUGGUCCAAUGUAAAAAUCCAGGUGACUUCUUAUGCAGGAACCGGAGAAACUGCGUCCCCAUGAUGCAGAUGUGUGACGGUCGUGCCCACUGUCCUGAUGGAUCUGAUGAGAUGCAGUGUAAACCAGCAGAUCCUUCCCCUAAAGCCUCCAACACUGAUCUCAGCGACAGAUCGGCCCCACUGAAAUGCCGCAGAGGCUUUGAGCCAUGUAAAGAUGGCCUGGAGUGUGUCAUGUACAGCCAUAUGUGUGACGGAGAGAAGGACUGCCAGGAUGGAUCAGACGAAGAGGGAUGUGCUGCUAAGUGCAAAGCAGACGAGUUCCGCUGUGCUCACGGAAAUAGAUGCAUCCCACCAGAGAAGGUGUGUGACGGGCAGAACGACUGUCAAGACCGAUCCGAUGAAAUGGAGUGUUCACGCAUGAUGGAGGGCUGCCAUCACCGCUGUGAUAACAACACUCGCUGUAUACCAGAGACCUUCCUGUGUGAUGGCGAGAGAGACUGCGCUGAUGGGUCAGAUGAAGGAAAGUGUGGUUUGGUGUCCUGUGCCAUUAACCAGUAUCGAUGUCUUAGCGGUCAGUGUGUGUCUGAGGCCCUGAGAUGUGAUGGAUACACCGACUGUAGUGACCACUCUGAUGAGUUGCAUUGCACAAGACCCCCACGCUGCCCGUCACAGCUCCGAUGCCCAAACAGCCACGAGUGCCUGCAGAAAGAGUGGCUAUGUGACGGCGAGGACGACUGCAAAGACGGCUCAGAUGAGAAGAACUGCAUAUCGUCACCAACAAAGUGCAGAGAAUACCAGUGGCAGUGUGGAGACAGCAGCCAGUGCAUCCCUCUGUCAUGGAGGUGUGACGGGAAGGAGGACUGCCACAACGGCAAGGACGAAGAUAAAUGCAGCCAGAGAAAAUGCCCCUCUCACCUUUACCAGUGUGGCAGCGGUGAGUGUGUGGACCCCAAGCUGUUGUGUAACGGCUUCACCAACUGUGCCGACAGUUCAGACGAGGGAGCAGGAUGUGCUCAGUGGAACUGCUCUAGCUCAUCAGCUCCGCGGUGCGACCACCACUGUGUCAGCACGCCAAACGGGCCGAGCUGUUACUGUGCUGCAGGUUUCAGACUACAGUCCAGUGCCGUGUCCUGUGUGGACAUUGACGAGUGCAAUGAGGAGCCGCACGCUGUCUGCAAACACACCUGCCUGAACACCCGCGGCUCCUACGUCUGUCAUUGCCUCCCUGGCUUCUACCUGGAGCCUGACAACAAAAGCUGCAAGACCAAAGGUACCUUAGAUGAGCCUUUGCUUCUGGCGUCAGUGCAGUCAGAGCUCUUACUUCAAGGAGUCCACAGCAGCAACUUGAGCCUUCUGUCCUCUGCCAAUCGGCCAGUCUUCUCCCUCGACUAUCACUGGGCUCUACAGAGAGUUUACUGGCUGAGCCCGGACUACCAGAGCAUCCGCUGGGCUCACAUGAAAGACUCAAACAGCAAAGGGACACUGAUCAAAGGGGUGAAGUCAGAUUCCAUCGCGGUGGACUGGGUUGGUAAGAACCUGUACUGGGUGGACGGACUGGUGGGCCAGAUUCUGGCUGUAAAGCUCAGCGAUACCACAGUGAGAUCUCAGGAGUACACGGUGGUCCUGGGGGAAGAUCUGGAGCAGCCAAGAUCUUUGGUCCUGCUGCCACACAAAGGGAUGAUGCUUUGGUCUGAGAUCGGCAGCACCCCUCAGAUCGAGCGUGCCGGGAUGGACGGUUCAAAGAGGAAGGUGGUGGUGAGCCGAGGCCUGAGUUGGCCAGUCAGUCUGGCCUACGACCUCCUGGACAACCGGGUCUACUGGGCCGAUGAGAAGCUGCGCUACAUCGGCUCGGCCUCUCUGGACGGAGACAACAUCAAGAUCCUCCAGUUAGCUGAAACCCCGAGCCCUUUCUCUGUGGAGGUCUUCAACGACAGAAUGUUCUGGUCCGACACGAAGAGAAGAACCAUCCGCUCGGCUGACAAGAACACCGGCAAAGAUCAAAAAGUUCUUCUGAAGAGACCAGGGCAGCCUUUUGGACUGAAACUGAUGCAUACCCUCUCCCAGCCAGCCAUAUCCAGCCCCUGUGACCAGCUAAACUGCUCCCACCUCUGCCUCCUGGCCCCGGCAACAAGAGGCAAGACUGGAGCACUGUGGUCUCCAGGAGCUCCAGUGGAGAAGGGUCCUACAGCAGUUUGUCGAUGCCCAAAGGGGCUGCUACUUUCUGGAGACAAGACAACCUGCUCUGUGCCUGUGGAUUCAACAUUCAUCCUGCUCUUGUCUCAGGCUACAGUCUAUCAGAUUCACUUGCGCACCGUGCGUGAUGGUGUUGCUCUGAAGAAAAUGCCAAAUGGAAGAGCUUUAGCUCUGCCUGGCAUAAUCGAGGCCUUGCGUGUGGACUUGUCCAUCCAUGGGCCUUUUAUGUAUGUGGCUGAUGCAGGAAAAGGAUCUGUGGAUGUUUUGAAACUGGACAGCUCGAGACAUGAACUAACGUCCUCUGGGCAGAUCCUAAAGCUUGGGGAGGAUUCAGUCACAGCUCUGGCGGUUGACUGGGUGACCUCCAACCUCUACUGGAGCAGUAUAACGAGGCCUGAUCUCCAUGUGACCUCCCGCCAUGACGGCUACACCACCUCACUGCUGCAGGGAUCACUAAAGGGCACCACCUCCAUUGCGCUGCAUCCCCCCUCAGGACGACUCUGCUACACAGCAUUAGCCGUGGCAGGUGGGAAGAGUCAGGGACAGGUGGACUGCGCCUGGAUGGAUGGACGUAACAAGAUGGUGCUGUGGAGGAAGUCGAGCAUCCCCACCUCGCUGGUCUUUUCCACCCAUGGAACCCAUGUCUACUGGGCUGACAUGGGUGAAGGUUUAAUCGGCUCUAUUGGAGUGGACGGAACAGGAUAUAAACAGUACAAAACAGGGCCAGGUGUGCUCAUGUCCUUCACAUAUGUUGAACACAUCCUCCUCUGGGUCAACCUGGACAAAGAUGUAACCAAAGUGUGGUUCAGUGAUGGUUUCCAGCCAAACCAACUGUGGUUUGAAACAAAGACCAGCAUUGUGGAAGCCAAAGCCUACAGCAAGGACACUCAGUCUGGAACUAACAGCUGCUCCAACAACAAUGGUGGAUGUGCACAUCUGUGUCUGCCUCAUCCUGACGGCCACACGUGUAAAUGUGGCCGGGGUUUCUACGCUGUCGGUGCCGAUCUCUGUGCUCCGCUCCCCAACUGCCCCGCUGGGCAAGAAUCCUGCCUCGAUGGUAAAAAAUGUAUCAGCAGCAGCGAGAUCUGUGAUGGACAUGUGGACUGUCCAGACCAGUCGGAUGAACAGGACUGUCCGAUCACAAACUCUGCAUCUUUCGGGCCCAAAUCUAGUGACAGCCCCCCUCCAAGUGCCAAAAAGAGCCCUGUCCUUUCAGUUGAAAAGGAUUCGUGUGACCUCCAAAACUGCAACGGUCAUGGCAAAUGCCUCACAGAAGGAAAAACCACUCGGUGCCAGUGUUCGGCUGGUUUCAAGGGAGAGUCAUGUGAAGAGGCAGUAGCUGGAAAAAGCCAUGCGGCCGCGGUCCUCGGUGUCUUCUGCCUCGUCGCUGUGUUGCUGAGUGCUGCUUUUAUUUUCGCUAAAAGGAGAGGCUGGACAUCCAUCAGAGGCAGAUCCGUGGAUAAGGAGACUCUGAUGGCCAACAUGGGCCUGCCAUAUGAACACGAUGAUUCAGACUCUGAGGAGCUGGACUCCCCAGUAGACCUGAAGAACCCCGCGCUAGCAUUAAAGUCUCUUCAGCCAAAGAGAACUAAUCAUGACUAAUGUCUGAGGAAGCAUUUCUGUGCUGUAUCUAAUGGUGGUCUUUUGUGUAAUAAAAAUGAGAAGGAACCUCAAA